GUUUUCUUUUUUUCAAAAAAGUAUAUCUCAUCAGUAUCCACUGUUAAAAGCUAGUUUUAAAUUACUGAAAGACAGUGUUGAUUUAUGGAACCAUUCAUCAUAGACAAAUUUCCAUCAUUAGCCGUCAUUUUAAAUCACUGGUUAGCAGUAAUCAUCAUUAGACACCAGGAUAAUUCACUUUAGAAUUUCCAUCAUAAAAUCACCAUCCUUCCUGAGGCCAGUAUCCUCUUUCAGAAGUCAGCUCAAGCCAGUAAAAGCAAUUUUAGUCACUGCAGAAACGUUUCCAUAAAAGAUACCUAAAAAGCAAUUUCCCAAAGGUAUAAGUAUUCUUCAUUAAUGGCACUGAAAGAUGUACUGGAGAAAGAAAGACUGUUCUCUCCCUUCCAUUCUAUUUUGGUGUCGGUUCUCUCUGCACCUCUUCUAUUUGUUGCCACGCAUAACCUCAUGCAGAUUUUUACAGCUGCAGUUCCACCACAUCACUGCCAAUCCAACCUUACAUGGGAACAAUUCAGUCAGCCAAACGAUUCCUGCAACCGUUACAUCUCUUCGCUGUCCAAUGCCACAGAACCUUGCAAGCCAGGGGACUGGAAAUAUGACCUAAGUACAUACACUUCCACUAUCAUUAGUAAGUGGGAUUUGGUAUGUGAAAGAGAGUGGAUGAAGGAACUGGCACAGUCUGUCUACAUGUCUGGAGUGCUGGUAGGGGCAAUAGUUUAUGGAUCACUUGCAGACAGGUUUGGACGCAGAGUAGUCAUCUUAUGGUGUCUUCUGCAGACAGCUUCAAUGGGAACUGGGGCUGCCUUUGCUCCUUAUUUCUCCCUUUACUGCUUCUUUCGAUUCAUGACUGGCAUGGGGAUCUGUGGUUUCAUCAUCAAUGACCUUGGACUAACAAUGGAGUGGACACCAAUGAGAUAUCGUCCCACAGUUUCAAUUUUUCAAGGUACCUGUCUCACUAUUGGUCAGAUUAUCCUGGCAGGAGUGGCAUAUGUCAUAAGAGACUGGAAUUGGCUGCAGCUGGCACUUUCUGUACCCUACUUCUUCUUUUUUAUACUUACCUGUUGGGUCCCAGAGUCAUCUCGCUGGCUUGUCCUUGCAAAUCGCUCUCAGCAAGCUCUUUAUAAUCUGAAUCGAGUAGCAAGAGUUAAUGGAGACAAACAUAGAAGCCCUGUUACUCUUGAGAUGCUGAGACCUGAAACUCAGAACGAUUCCACCGCAUUGACUUCCAGAAUGACCCCUAUUGAUCUAUUUCGCACCCCAACAAUGCGAAAAAUGACCAUCUUCCUUUCUAUGUCUUGGUUCUCCAGUAGUUUCUGCUUCUUUGCUCUGGCAAUGGAUAUUCAGAAGUUUGGUCUCAGUAUUUAUCUUGUACAGGUGGUUUUUGGAUGUGUAGAGCUCCCCCUUAGAGUCUUGAGUACAGUUAUAUCUGCUUACAUUGGCAGACGAUUUGCAGUUUCCGUUUUCCUUAUUCUGCCUGGAAUCCUUAUACUAUGUAGUCUGGCAGUUCCUAAAGACUUAAUUAUAUUGCAGCUCUCUCUCACUGUGCUAUCUAAGGGAUUUCUUGGCUCUUCCAUUGUCUGUGCCUAUCUUUAUACAGCUGAAGUCUUCCCCACAGUGCUCAGGCAAACUGGACUAGGAUUCACCAACAUGAUGAUGAGAUUGGGUGCGGUGGUUGCCCCCUUGGUUAUGAUGACUAAAGCAUAUGUGCCAUUUCUUCCUCUUGUUAUUUUUGGAGCAGUGCCCAUUGUCUGUGGAUUGCCAAUUUUAUGGCUACCAGAAACUCUUGAUUGUCCUCUGCUGGAUACAGUGGACGAAGUAGAAGCCAGAGGCAAGAAUGCUACCUGUAAAACCAAAGAAAAAGAAUCUGUGUUUGGCACUAAGCUCUAGAUGACAUUUAUUUGAUAUCACAAUUUUAAAAACUGUAUAAUGAAGCAGCAGA
Nanorana parkeri is the source of this 1936-nucleotide messenger RNA. Its product is annotated as solute carrier family 22 member 6-B-like. Gene Ontology annotation, molecular function: transmembrane transporter activity. Gene Ontology annotation, biological process: transmembrane transport. The transcript is spliced from 10 exons. NCBI's taxonomy places the organism in Eukaryota, Metazoa, Chordata, Amphibia, Anura, Dicroglossidae. The record is from RefSeq and is a predicted model, not a curated record. The coding region runs from base 337 to 1884 and encodes 515 amino acids.